This is a messenger RNA of Angiostrongylus costaricensis, 843 nucleotides long. NCBI's taxonomy places the organism in Eukaryota, Metazoa, Nematoda, Chromadorea, Rhabditida, Metastrongylidae. The record is from the annotation of a GenBank genome assembly.
AUGAAAAGCAAGAGCAGCAAUCUGGCGGCUUAUCAACGAAAUCAUCCAACACCAUCGUUAGCCGAUCGAGCAGUGGUUGGUCUGUGUUGGGCUCUACUACUUCUCACUUUUCCGCUAUCGUUAUUCUUUUGCGUGAAAGUCGUCAAUGAAUACAAAAGAAUGGUAGUGUUUCGACUUGGUAAGAUCUGGAAUUCUCGACCGAGCGGUCCUGGUAUUGUUUUAGUGUUUCCGUUUGUUGAUCAACAUGAAACUGUUGACUUACGAACAAUGUCCUAUGAUGUGCCGACGCAAGAACUACUUACAAGGGAUAGUGUGACAGUUUCUGUUGAUGCAGCUGUUCACUACAGAUCAAGGGAUCCGAUCGCAUCUUUGUCAGAGGUUUAUGAUGUACAUUAUUCAACAAGACAAUUGGCCCAGACUACACUACGAAAUGUUCUUAGUAUGAGAACUCUUGCCCAAAUUAUGACAGACAGGCAAACUAACGCCGCACAUGUAAAGCACAUUCUUAAUAAAGUAACAGCAGUAUGGGGAAUUCGAGUAGAAAGGGUGGACAUUAAAGAUAUUCGAAUUCCACGAGAUUUGUACAUUGCCAUGGCUGCAGAAGCGGAGGCAGUACGAGCAUCAGAAGCGAAACUCAUUUGUGCACAUGGCGAAUUAGGUGCUUCUGUCGCACUACGUCGCGCUGCAGAUGAACUUGCUUCGUGUCCAGCCGCCAUGCAGUUAAGGUAUAUACAUUCACUUCUAAAAAUAUCUGCACAUCACAACCAUACUAUCGUCUUGCCAUUGCCGACAGAACUUGUAAAAACCGUCACCGACUCAGUUAACCUUCAAAGAAGGUCGUAA